Molecule: messenger RNA, 2157 nt
Organism: Procambarus clarkii (red swamp crayfish)
Lineage: Eukaryota; Metazoa; Arthropoda; Malacostraca; Decapoda; Cambaridae
Product: cuticle protein 7
Cellular component (GO): extracellular matrix
Source: RefSeq, a predicted model, not a curated record
UAAACUCCCACGCAGCAUAAGAGCUUAAGACGACCGGAUAAGCAUUACGAUGGGAUCGAUAUAACCGUCGAUAUUUUACCAACUAUUAACGUAAUUAAAAGACCGAAAAUACAUGGCCAUGAGUGUACUGGAGAAAGGCGCCAGAUUGUAUAUAUACAGCGAGGCUGCUGGCUGGACCCCUCACAAUACAAUCAUGACGUUCAGGGUGAGACCAGACAAGCUGUAUCACAGUUAUAUAUUGAAAACUAAAUGGAAUACGUCAAGCUCCUUGCGACACAUUUUCAAGCGUUUUCCGAUAGUGUUUAGUGCAUUUCGUAUCGUAUUUUCCAGGUCGUCGUUAUUAUGUUCGUGGUCGUGGUGGUUCAUGGUGAAGGACCUCCUGUAUACCGCCGUCCUUCCUAUCCAAGUCCUCGCUAUCAGGACGACUAUGAUGACGCUCCCUCGAGAUACAUCUUCAACUACAAGGUCGCCGACGACUACUCCGGCGCCAACUUUGGUCAGAAUGAGGCCCGCGAUGGCCACAAGACUGAGGGCAGUUACACGGUGGACCUUCCGGACGGUCGUAGGCAGACUGUCACCUACUUGGAUGUCGGUGAUGGUCUGGAAGCUGUGGUGAAUUAUGAGGGUGAGGCCCAGUACCCCGAGUACAAGCCAGAGUACAAGGCUUUUCCCACAUAUAAGCCCCUUCCUAAGUAUAAGCCAGUGCCUGCAUAUAAGCCGACGCCCGAAUAUAAGCCGGCAUCCCCGUAUAAAUCUGAACCCUUAUAUAAGCCAGCAACGAUAUACCAGCCCUACAAACCACCUCUUGUUACGGAGCCAUCUUUCGCCUACAAACCAUCUCUCAGUUAUGAACCAUCUAUUUACGAACCAUCUAUUUACAAACCAUAUAUAUAUGAGCAAUCUCCAACUUACGAAGAAUCUUCCAUUUACGAACCGUCUCCCACUUACGAACCAGCUCUCACCUACGAACAGGCUCCGACCUAUGAAGCAGCUUCCACCCGAAAGCUAGCUCCUGCCUACAAACGCAUCUCUAAGAACAAACAGUAAUCUGGUAAGCUUAGCUACCAGUGAGAAGACUCUUCUCUCUCAUUCCUUGAAGUACACAACUUGUCUCAGGAUUCCUUUACCAAAUACAUAGAUAUACAGAUAGAUUCACCCCCCCCCCCUUUCCUCAAGUUGUUGAGUGGCCUUAAAUAUUAUAUAACAAAUGAUGAAUUUGUCAAAAGUCAAGUAGCUGUGAUGAGCCAAGUUAUUUCUGCAAUUCUCCAGUUGAAAUGUUUUAAGCUCAUUACUGUCACCAUUAAUGAAUUUGAUGAGCCAUGAUAGUAUAAUGCCAUGCUGAAAAUUCUUAUUUACUGAUGAGGCUCAUAGUGUGGAUUCUUCUUCUUCUUUAAAUAGUAUUGUGAAUUACAACAUCUAAUGACUUUCUUUCAAAUUAACCAAAGAUUAAUUGUGAAGUGCCAUGUUCAAAAUACCUGUUUAUGCUGCUUACAGAUGUCAACAUCGACAAGUUAAACACAUGAAUAUAUUAUAUUUCAAGGUAGAUCAUCUUGGUUAUUUUUUUCACUUCAAAUAUCAUUCAGUCAUCAUUAGGAAUAAAAUGUACAACUAAUAUAUUUUAUUCAUGUUUGCAUGGUUUUGUUUAUUUGAUGUUAAGGUGUUAUGUCAAUGUUAAUUGACAGAAUUUGUUAUUAGCGUGACUAUUAGAUCAAGUCGACCCUUUUUCAGACUGGUUAAUACUAUUUAUAAUGUUCUUCUAGUCAUUCUGGUCGUGUUAGAGUAUAUUAGAUUUGGGGGAUUAGACAGAAGUUAGGCUUUAAUAUGCCCUGCUUUCUACAAUAGCACAAUUGACUUAUAUUUAGUUAGGAGCAAGUUAAAAAGGAAUAAAACUAUAAUCUAAAACUAACACAUCACACUUUUCACAUUGAGCUCAUUUUAAGCACUUUUAAACAUUUUUUAAUUAAGAGAUUUAUACACUGAAAGGUGAACUCCAUGUCUUGGUGUACAUACAUUUGAGAAUUUACUUUAGAUCUGGACUGUGUUGAAACUAACAUAUACUUGCUGGUUGCUCAGUAAGGUAUUGUGUUCUACUUAAUAAACUUCCACAUGUUGAUAUACUUUUACAACACCGAAAUCCCCAAACACACUCAGACCCUC